AUCAUCUUAUCCAACACAACGCACGGGGUGAAACGCAACACACGAACCCUAAACCACGUUCGCGACCCUGCUCUGGCGCGGCGGAGCGACCGCAUACUCCAAUCCAUCCACUCCUGAUUCGGUUGCUUCCAAAAACAUGUCCCGAUUAGAGGCACGGCGAGAGUGACAGCAUCGAAUCCAUCCACUCCGGAUCUGAGGCGCAGAGAGGAUCCAGUCCAUCCAGUCUGUCCUGAUUCGAGGUGCGGCGGACCGACUGCAUCGAAUCCAUCCAGCCCGCAUUCGAGGCGCGGAGAGGAGCCAAUUCAUCGAGUCCGUGAAUCGCCGUCCGGCUGUUCGUCUCUUGAAACUGCUACCGUGUGUUUGAAGGAAGUAAUCACUCUUCAGUUUCUCUCCAAACAUUCAUGGCGGAUGAUGUGCGCCCCUCGCGGUCAUUAAUGGAUGCCUGGCUCUUUGUUUCUCAUUCUUCCGCUGUGUAUAUAUACUUCCUUUACGCUCACUCUUCUAACCACGGCGACAGAACAUCCAUCAGCAUGGUGCUCUUCUAGGUGUUGUUCAAACUGGGAGAUGGUCGAUUGAUUCGGCCAGAUAUUGGAAACUGGUUCUCGCUUUUUCUUCCUGAAUUUCUUCAGGUGAUAGUUCUAAUGGCUUCUGUACAGGUUAAGUGGAACAGUGUAGUUAUAUGCGCAAAAGAAUGUAGCCAUACUGUUAUAGAGGGGGCGGGUGAAGCCUCAAUAUCUUCUUCUAUUCUGAAGUGAGCAAAGCCCAAUAAUCUUACUGAUAUUUGAAAGUAUGUGUGUGGAUUUUCAAGACACGGUGCAGGCUUUGCAUAAUUCCAAGUAUAAGAAUUUUUGGUUUUGUUCGUUUCCAUUUGUAAGAUGUUGAUGUAUGGGAAAUGUAUUAUUUUCGGGCCAGAUACACUUGGUUCAGUCUGGGGGCAGUGAUGUCAGCAAAUCAUUGGAAGAGUUCAGUAAGUGCAGUCUGUAUCUCAUUCUUUUUCUUAUAAGGGAAGGCAUCACGGCAUAUAGUAAAUAAGUGAAGACCAUCGGACAGGCAACGUUGUUCUUUUCAGUGCUCUCCGCUGUGUCCGUGAUCAGAUUUAUGUGCAUAAAGAUGUGCAUUAACCUGUAACAUGUGUUCAUCACAUAAGAUCAUCAUAACAACCUUCCUUUUGGCAGGGGAGGGGCUAUUUUAGUUAUGACCUGAGGCACAACGAGCAGGAGGAGUUGGCCAACUGGAGUGCUAGAUUCAGGGCAAGUUUGCCUAAGCACUUGAUAAGGCCAUAAGAAGAUGCAAUACAAUGCCACGUAAAAUUCAUCGAGGAGCCGACGGAAAACUACGAGUACUGUGUGGUCCAAAAUUAAGGGAUAAAAAUAAAUGUACAGGUGGGAGAGCAGUUUACUAUAGCGUCGUCCAAGCAAAAAAGAACCGAGAACCAGAACCGGAGGAAAUAACCCCCACGUUCAGAAUUCCACCGCAAGGAAUCAAGAUUGGGUCAUUUCAGUUCCCAUUGAAUAAAGAAAAGGAAGGCACGUUACAUGCUAUAGAUAAAUGCAUGCAUGUGUAAUUAAAAAUGAUUUUCUAUUAGGAAGUUUCCUAGUGUAGUUAGGUUCCUUCGGUUAGUUAGGAUUCCUAUUUACUUUCCUAGUCCUAGUCAUGCAUGAUUUGGUUUCCUGAGAUAUUCACGUUUGUUAUUUGGCUUGCUGGAAGGGUCACGUUUGUUAUUUGGCUUGCUGGAAGGGACGUGCAUUGGCCAUAUAACGGCCAGGCUACGGCCAUUGUAUCAGAUCAGUUUUGAGUUUAUUCGUGAGUUAUGAACAACACAGUAAAACGUCCAUGUCCAGGUUUGGGGUGACUAUAUCUUGUGUAUUAUCUGUGAUUUUCCCAUCGUGGAAAUUUGUUGGCGAUGGAGGGUUGAUCAUCACAUCGACGCCUACGUGCUGAUCCAAGGGGAUCAUUAUUUUUGUUCGUGUAUUUUUGUACGCGGGUGAAAAUUAUUCUUGGAGGUUGCGAGGAGAACAGGGGGAUGGACUGUUAAUCAAGCAUCGUCGUGAAAGAUCGGACCGUCUAUAUGCACGAAUUAGGGUCUCGCUAGUUCGUGCCUCAUCAAGUGGUAUUCAGAGCUAAGGUUAGUCACGGCGAUUUAAUUUGCAAUAUUGUCUGCGGAGACGAGUAUCGACAUGUUGAGCAAGAACAUAUUGAUGGAGGAAGGCAUUGGUGAGGUCAUUCUUUUUCACAGUUGUGAACGAACGACGUGUCAAUUUGACGAUCGAUAAGACUACUGCAGUCAACAUGGUUAGCAUCAAGGUGGUGGAAAAAUUGGGACUGAAGAUGACAUCUCUUGAAAGACCAUACACACUGAAGUGGUUCAAAGGUGAAAUCCACAUCACACAUCAGAUUUUGCUAAUUUUUACUUUGGGGAAAUAUCGUUGUGCGGAAUUUUUUCACGUUUGUCCUAUGCCCAUGGUGUCAUGCCAUCUGCUGCUUGGGAACCCAUGGUGCAAACGUGUUGGGGCUGUUCGGAAUUCAAAAAAAAUACUUACUCUGUAUUAUGGAAAGGCCAACACAUCUGUUUUAUUCCUAUGCCAGUGGAUGUGUUCAUGGCAGAUUGGAUAGGCCGUUUGCAGAAAAGAAGAGAAGAGCAAGAAGAAAUAGAGGAAGAAGUUGAUGCACCGAUGAAGGGUGUAAAUCUUUUGGUGGAAAAGGUUCAGGGGGAUGAUGAUGCAAAGGGGCAGCGAUGGAGUGUUUUCAAAACGCAGUGUAAGAUCAACAAUUGUGCUUGCAAGUUGAUAAUUGAUGGUAGUAGCUUUACAAAUGUCAUUAGCAAAGAUCUUGUGCAGGUAUUGGGUUUGUCCAUGUGGCUCCACCCGCAACCACACCACGUGGAGUGGCUAUACAACUCCGAAAAAUUAAAGAUCAUACAUAAAGUACGUGUGAAGUUUGGAGUUAGAGAUUAUAUUGAUAAGAUGGACUGUGAUGUUGUGCCGAUGGAGGCGUGCCAGUUGCUAUUGGGAAGACCAUGGCAGUUUGAUCAUGAUGCCGUUCAUGCUGGAAGAACCAACACAUACACAUUUAUGCAUGACGGAAGGAAGCAUAUGCUGAAACCAAUGGCGGACAACGCAAUCAACAUAGAACUACAAAUUCCGGAAAAGGCGGAGCAGAAAAUUGAGGAUGAUAAGGCCAUAAGAAGAUGCAAUACAAUGCCACGUAAAAUUCAUCGAGGAGCCGACGGAAAACUACGAGUACUGUGCGGUCCAGAAUUAAGGGAUAAAAAUAAAUGUACAAGUGGGAGAGCAGUUUACUAUAGGGUUGUCCAAGUAAAAAAAGAACCGAGAACCAGAACCGGAGGAAAUAACCCCACGUUCAGAACUCCACCGCAAGGAAUCAAGAUUGGGUCAUUUGAGUUCCCAUUGAAUAAAGAAAAGGAAGGCACGUUACAUGCUAUAGAUAAAUGCAUGCAUGUGUAAUUAAAAAUGAUUUUCUAUUAGGAAGUUUCCUAGUGUAGUUAGGUUCCUUCGGUUAGUUAGGAUUCCUAUUUACUUUCCUAGUCCUAGUCAUGCAUGAUUUGGUUUCCUGAGAUAUUCACGUUGGUUAUUUGGCUUGCUGG
Molecule: messenger RNA, 3604 nt
Organism: Triticum aestivum (bread wheat)
Lineage: Eukaryota; Viridiplantae; Streptophyta; Magnoliopsida; Poales; Poaceae
Exons: 4
Coding region: 2469-3464 (331 amino acids)
Source: RefSeq, a predicted model, not a curated record